Messenger RNA from Phalacrocorax carbo (great cormorant), 2183 nucleotides. Lineage: Eukaryota; Metazoa; Chordata; Aves; Suliformes; Phalacrocoracidae. The record is from RefSeq and is a predicted model, not a curated record.
AGCAUUUCACACUGUGACAGAGCCUGUGCGUGACAGAAAGAGAAGAAUGGAGAAGUCCAGGAAAAAAUUUACUGAUACUGUAGAAAAGGCAAUACUUGCUGCUAACACAAUGGCUCGUGACGAACUGCUUUUUUCUUACAAGGGGAUUCUCUACCCUGCUGUUUUUUGCAGUCCUGAAGUAUUCAGAGCCAUGGAGUCCCUCGAAGCCAGAAGUGAUGAUAUCAUUUUGGCAGGAUACCCCAAAACGGGCACAAACUGGGUAGGUCAAAUCUUAAAUGAUCUGGUAGCCAUAUUUGAAAAGAAAACACAGAAUAAAGCAAGCAGUGUGAAUGCUGAAGAAGUAGAAGAAUUCCCCUACCUCGAAUUUGGAGACACUGGGAAAUAUGAGCGAAUGAACAAAUUACCUUCUCGAAGAGUUAUGUUUACUCAUCUCCUUCCUGAAAAUCUUCCCAGGUCAAUCUUCAAAAAUAAAGCCAAGAUAUUGUUGCUGAUUCGCAAUCCAAAAGAUGUAGCUACAUCUUUUUACCAUUUUACAAAUAACAUGUCUCCUCUUCCCUCCUAUGAGACCUGGGAUGAUUUCUUCACAGCUUUCAUGACGAAGAAAAUGCCCUGGGGAUGCUACUUCGAAUACCUUUCUGAAUGGAACAAAUAUGCUGCUGAUGAAAAUGUUAUGACAAUAACCUAUGAAGAGCUAAAAGAGAACACGGUCCUGGGUGUGAAAAACAUAGCUGCUUUCUUUGGGAUUUCUGUGACUGAGAAAGAACUUCAGAGCGUGGUAGAGAGGAGCAGCUUCCAGUCAAUGAAGACGAACUCGCAGAAGACCCAUGGGGCAUUUGGCAAUAUUCUCUUUCGCAAAGGUUGUAUAAGUGACUGGAAGAAUCUUUUCAGUGAAGAUCAGAAUAAGCAAAUGGACAAAGCAUUUGAAGAACAUGUCGGAGGAACUAAACUGGGAACAAAGUUAAAGUACGAAGUGUACUGCAAAGCCUGAAGAGGAAUGAAAAGUGGUUAGAGCAAGAGCUUUCCAACACACUCUCAGAUCGUCUGAAUGCUCUGUACUAGAAAACUAGAUCAAAUGAUCCAAGCACCUUAGAAUGACUUAGAAUCACGUUGCAGCGGCCUUUACAGUGACAAUGGUGAAUAGUGGGAGUUUGUCUUAAACGUGAGAUCUUUGGCUUGCUUUGGCUACACUCAUUUGCUGAAUAAGAUGGCAACUAACCAUAUUCAGAUAAACUUAACAGCCCUGUUUCAGCAGCUGCCACGUGGAAGAAAACUCCCCUUUUCUCUUUCUAGCCAAAUUCGGUCUUUCUAGACUACUUAUAAUUAUUUAGUGUGUAGAUUUUUGUUGUCGUUGCAAAAAAGUUUCAAAUCAGGGAACAUCUUCACAGAAAAGGUCACUAGCAAAAAUAUCUGACACAACCUUAAUUAAUGACAAAGGAUACCUUCCCCAUGACUUCAGCACAAACUGGAUCAACGCUAGAGGGAGGAGAAUGAAAGGGAGCAGGGAUCAGUAUUCUUAGGGAUUCUACUCUCUCUGAAUGCAGGAUUUCAGGAUGGAUUUCAGAUCCAGGGUUGGGGUUAACAGGCGAGAUCCACUCGGAGGCACUGCUUUCAUAGGAUCAUAGAACAGCCUGCAUUGGAAGGGACCUCAAAAGAUCAUCCGGUCCAACUUUUCAUGGGAAAGGGGGCCUAGAUGAGAUUAUUGCAUCCUGAAAUCCUCUGGCGAUAAGGACUCUACUACAUCCCUGGGAAAGUUGUUCCAGUGAGCGAGUGUUCUCACUGUAAAGAAUUUAUUUCUUAUACUGAGAUGAAAUCUCUCAUGGUGCAACUUGUACACAUUGCUCGUUGUCUUCUCCACGUGGCUUCUUAUGAAUAGUGACCCUCCGUCCUCCCCUUUAAGUACUGGAGUGCUGUGGUUAGGUCCCCCCUGAGUCUUCUUAUCUUUGGGGCUCCCCUUUGGACCCCCUCCUGUCUGUUUGUGUCUUUCUGGAAUUGUGACCAGAACUGGACGCAGUCCUCCAGGUGCAGCCUGUGAAGUGCCGAGUUAUUUAUAACCAUGAAUAAUUGUCUCUUUGUAUCACAAAAAUCCCAAAUAUUUUCUUUUUAAUAUCACAUAUAUUUGCACUUGCUCCACCAAAGACCAUGUUUCUAACUGUAUAAAGGUUAGUAAAAAGCAAAAUCAUGAA